AUGUCUGUUAGCCAUAUAAUCAUCUUAUUAUUGGGCUUUUUCACUGCAUCUGUUUUUCCAUGUACUCCCAAUAAAUUUGACGGGAAUUAUAUCGCAAUAAGAUUAGCUGGAGUGGUUAAUUGGCGGAUGAAUGUAGAAUUUGGUUUUAUCAAUGAAAACGCGAGAAUUAUCACUUAUAACAGCGGCGAUCAACCAACGCCAAACGAAAUUUUUAUGAUAAAUCAGCCGACACGCGGGGUUUUUGAGUUUCUCCCGUUUCCCAGUUUCUAUCGAGAGUAUGCCAUCGGGAUACCAAGUAACAUUAUCAAUGACACUUUCAAAUUGCAAAAGAGAACCAAUUCUAGUACGCAACAAUUCACUUUCGACUGUGAUAAUUGUGACAUCCAAACAAAUUCUCAGAGCUGGAUACAAUACCAUACUUCAUGUAAGAUAAAGAAUAACGGCUACAGUUUUUGUAUGAUUGGUGCCGACUAUAGUAAUACUGUGAAUCAGACUCUUUGUACUGCUGCGAGCAAAUGGGAUCUUUGGGGAAGGAUAUCACCUGAUAUUGUCAAUAUUACCAAUUCCACGGCCUCAUGUACUUCCGGUUCCGGCACAUCGGCCUCAGCACCUAACAACGCAAAAGAGUCUUCUGGUGUUCAAAUAUCAUCAGGUAAACUUGUAGGCAUAGUUGUGGGAUCUUGCGCGGUUACGGCGCUUAUUUUAGUAGGGUAUUGGUUUUUCUGCCUCCGACAAAAAUCUACCAAGAACGGUGAUAGCGGUGAUAAAGUUGAUAACGAUGAUCGCAUCAAUGAAAUUGUCGAACCAUAA
This is a messenger RNA of Ambispora gerdemannii, 810 nucleotides long. NCBI's taxonomy places the organism in Eukaryota, Fungi, Glomeromycota, Glomeromycetes, Archaeosporales, Ambisporaceae. The record is from the annotation of a GenBank genome assembly.